Molecule: messenger RNA, 1152 nt
Organism: Acanthosepion pharaonis
Lineage: Eukaryota; Metazoa; Mollusca; Cephalopoda; Sepiida; Sepiidae
Source: the annotation of a GenBank genome assembly
AUGUCUAAGUCUCGCGUUAUUUCUCGUUAUCUGGGCCCGUUAGACCGAAUAGGCGUAGGGGAAAGCGAUUCCAUAUCUUCCCUUGGGAUAGACAAAUAUCCAAAAAACAAUCUCUUAAUUUAUCACUUCCACUUAUGUUACUUGCUUCUUUCUUACUUCUAUUUCUUUUUCUUUCUUCUAUUUCUUUCUUUCUUUCUUUCUUUCUUUCUUUCUUUCUUUCUUUCUUUCUUUCUUUCUUUUAUUGCCUUUUCUUUCUUUUUUCGUCUAUUUCCUUUUCUUUCUUCUAUUUUCCUUCCUUUUCUAUUUUUUCUUACUUCCUUUUUCUUUCAUUCUUUCUUCAUCCUAUUCUUUUCUCUUCUGCAUUUCCUUUAUUCGUCUAUUUCCUUCCUUCCUUCCUUCCUUCCUUCCUUCCUUCCUUCCUUCCUUUGCUUUAAUAAUCCUUACUAUCAUACCAUCCAUAUCUAUCUAUUUAAAUUUGUUAUAUCUAUUUAUCUAUUUCAAGUAAUUCAUAUCUAUCUAUCUAUCUAUCUAUCUAUCUAUCUAUCUAUCUAUCUAUCUAUCUAUCUAUUUAUUUCAAUUAAUUCAUAUGAUCUGGAGCAGGGAGUCUACAUUCACUUCCGUUUGGACGGCUCCCUCUUCGACCUUCGUCGCUUCACUGCCAAGACAAAGAGCCUCCAAGAUCUCCUCGAGGAAGUCCUCUUUGCUGAUGACUGUGCACUAGUGUCCCAUGCAGAGUCUGAUCUGCAGCUGAUCCUGGCCCUCUUCUUUGACGCCUCCAAGCUCUUCGGACUGACAAUCAGUCUCGGCAAGACAGAGGUACUUCAUUAUACUUCCUUUUUUCCUUCCCAUUUCUGUCUGAUUCUUUCUCUCCCUCUUUUUUCUGUCCUUCUCAUUUAUUGCAUAUCCCUUACUACUUCUUUCUUUUUCUUUCUUUCUUUCUUUCUUUCCACUUUUUAUCACUCCGCUUUGAACUUUCUUUCUUUCUUUCUUUCUUUCUUUCUUUCUUUCUUUCUUUCUUUCUUUCUUUCUUUCUUUUUUCCACUUUUGUAUCCUCCCUUUGAACUCCUUUCUUUCUUUCUUUCUUUCUUUCUUUUUUCUUUCUUUCUUUCUUUUUUCUUUCUUUCUUUCCACUUUUGUAUCACUCCGCUUUGA